Bombus pyrosoma is the source of this 803-nucleotide messenger RNA. It is a transcript of the gene TpnCIIb, whose product is annotated as troponin C-like. The transcript has 5 exons. Gene Ontology annotation, molecular function: enzyme regulator activity; calcium ion binding. Bases 82 to 528 code for a protein of 148 amino acids. The record is from RefSeq and is a predicted model, not a curated record. NCBI's taxonomy places the organism in Eukaryota, Metazoa, Arthropoda, Insecta, Hymenoptera, Apidae.
AAGAUAUCCAGUGCGGAUAAACCAUUAGUGUGGAAGAACGAAGGGACACACGCAUCGUGCUCAGUUUCCUUGAAAACGUCGAUGAUGGAUGACGAACAGCUGAAAAUGCUCAGGAGAGCCUUCUCCAUGUUCGAUUCAACGAAGUCUGGUCGGAUCGAGAAGGAAAAAGUAAGAACAAUCCUCAACACCCUAGGGCACACUUUCGACGAUCACGAGCUCGAGGUGUUACUCAAACAAGAAGACGAAGAAGGCAGCGGAAAAUUAGAUUUCGACUCCUUCUAUCGGGUGGCCUGCCACUUCCAAGAGGAGGACGACGAGGCCCUGCAGAAGGAGUUAAAAGAGGCUUUCAGGCUUUACGACAAGGAGGGUAACGGUUACAUUCCAACGAGCUCUCUCAGGGAGAUCCUCGCAGCUCUGGAUGAUCAGAUAACACCCGAUCAAAUGGACGGCAUGAUCGCUGAAAUAGAUACCGACGGCUCUGGCACAGUUGACUUUGAUGAAUUCAUGGAGAUGAUGACCGGCGAUUAAGCUCCAGCAGAAAAUUCACCAUCUCACGUGAAAAGAACGCCUGCAUUUUCUUCCUACGAUACUCUCAUUAAUCGUGGACGAGGAGCUCUCUCUCUCUCUCUCUCUUGAAAUUGAAAUUCCACGGGAGAAAGUCGGGUACACAUUAUUCAUUUCGGUCAAAAACGAGCAAGGGAUCAACGAGGCUUCAUCGAACAUCAUUUUUUCCCUGCGCGUUUGUUCGCUCACAGUGUACCGAAAUCAUUAAGUAUCCGAUUAAACGUUGCCUUUACCGACCA